GUUUUCACAUUUUUUAUCCCGCAGACAUGCCGGCCGUAAUAAUCAUUGUGAAAUUUGAUUUAACGUAGUUAAAUUUGUUCGCGGAAGAAAAAUUACCCCGCGUCAAGAUGGACGGCGUCAAUGAUUCGAACGUUUCCGAAGAAGCGGAAGCGAAUCCUCGACUCUCUGUACGGUCCGAUUUCAAGGAAAUUGAUAACACUAGCGAAGUGUGUAUAACUAAUGAUGUCGUAGCGAAGACUGAGGAAGCUUUGAGAGCAAACGAACGCGUGAAGCGAUCGGAAGAGGUUGAAAAGUUUGAUGAAAGUGGUGAACAAGUGCCGUUGAUAAUAAUCGUCGACUCGCCCAUCGCAAAUUCGGACUCUAAGGAACCGUUCUGCAAAGAGAAAUUAAUUCCGCAAAACGGUACAAUAUCAGCCCCGCCGGAGGGAAAUUUUCAAAACGGAAUAUCGGAGGAGGGAAAAGCGAAGAAGAAAAAUAUGGCCUACGACGACGUGAUUUUGCACAUGGGUGAAUUUGGACGAUACCAAAAGAGGAUAUACCUGCUUUUGUGCCUGCCAGCGAUAUCCUGUGCCUUUCAUAAAAUGAGCGGUGUUUUUCUUGGCGCGAAGACUGACUUCCGGUGUCUGAGACCUAACGAAUAUCCGGAAAACGCGACCCUAGACUUACCCGACAAUAUUAUGAAUAUGACCUACCCGUGGGACAACAAAACCAAGACCUUUUCACAGUGCGAAAGAUACGACAUAGAUUUUUCAGAAGAUUACUAUCAGUCCGGUGCGAAUGUUACCUUCAAUGCCUCAGUUGUCGAGUGCGACUCCUUUGUUUACAAUAAAACAGUGUACGCACUCACGACCACGACUCAGUGGAACCUGGUCUGCAAAAAGGCAUGGCUUAGAGCAACGGGUGACUCGUUAUUCAUGGUGGGAGUUAUGGUGGGUUCAAUGAUAUUCGGUGCACUCUCCGACAGCUACGGUCGAAGACCAAUAUUCUUCUUGUCUCUGGUGAUACAAUUAGUCGGUGGCAUAAUUGUCGCCCUGUGCCCCGAGUACAUUUCGUAUGUAAUCUUCAGAUUGAUUCUGGGUUCGACAACCAGCGGGGUGUUUCUGGUGGCUUAUGUUAUCGCGCUCGAAAUGGUCGGACCAAAGAAACGAUUGGUAGCCGGCGUUGGUUGCCAACUCUUUUUCACCACUGGGUACAUCCUCGUUGCCGGUUUUGCCUACCACAUUACCGAUUGGAGAUAUCUGCAGAUCGCCAUCACCAUCCCGAGUCUGGCAUUCCUCGUCUAUUGGUGGUUUAUUCCCGAAUCCGCCCGAUGGCUGCUGACCAAAGGACGCGUGGAGGAGGCGAAGGACUUACUCCAGAAGGCAUCCGCGGAGAACGGUGUAGACCUACCAAAAGACACUUUGGAUAAUUUGCUGACGAGCGACAGCGACAGCAAGCCAGAUAUGAACGAGCCGACGUUGCUCGACCUCUUCAGAUAUCCGAAUUUGCGGAACAAAAGCCUGUUGCUUUUCUUCAACUGGUUUGUAAACAGUGGUACGUAUUACGGACUGUCUUGGAACACUUCCAAUCUCGGAGGUAACGAUUACGUGAAUUUUUUAAUUGGUGGCCUCGUUGAAGUACCAGCUUACACAUUCCUACUUUUCACGUUAAACAGAUGGGGAAGAAAGAUUAUUUUAUGCGGUUGUAUGUUACUCGCCGGGACGUCGUUGCUCCUGACAUUAAUUGUUCCAGCGAAUAUGCCGUGGAUGGUCACGCUUUUCGCGAUGCUGGGAAAAUUGGCAAUCACAUCCUCUUACGGUGCCGUUUACGUAUUUACUGCCGAACAGUUUCCCACUGUGAUUAGAAACGUCGGUCUUGGAGCUUGUUCGACCUUUGCCCGGAUAGGGGGAGUCAUAGCGCCGUACAUCAACCACUUGUCGGAAAUUUGGACACCUUUACCGAUGGUUAUUUUUGGCGUCUGCGCACUGAUUGGCGGAAUAAUGUCACUGCUUCUCCCGGAAACGCUGAACAAAAAGUUACCAGAAUCGAUACAGGACGGUGAACAAUUCGGAAAGAAGAUACGCGGUGAUGACGAGGAAGACGUGAAACAGAUGACUGAUAUUGAAAUAAUGAAACCGUUGAAGACCCAAGGAAACGGAGUGUAUAACGAGAAACAAAACGGAUGAUAUUGCAAACGGUGAAGUUGUGCGCAGCAGAAUCGAUACGAUGUAUAAAUGGACAUCAGUUUCCAUCCACCGAUGUCAACGACAACGUUAAACUAAUUCUACGAUCAAUAAUGCCGCCUGCAUAAUUUCGUGGAAUUAGUUACCGCCUCUUUGUGGUUUUCGCAAAGUGCGCCAACCGCGAGAGGCAUGAAACUUAUAUUUAUUAUAUCUAGUUAAUGAUUCCGGUGUACGGAACUCUAGCAGAUUUUGAUACUGUUUUUAAUGCCUAGUUUUUAUCGUCAUCUUUUUUUUUCCUUAUUACAAUCAGCGAGAAUCAGGGUCCAUUUUUGAGGUUCGCGUACAAAUAUCUUUCGUACGGUAUCUUAGAAUCGAUAUGCACGUGAAAUCGAUCUCACUCGUCGAAAAAUUAAAUAGCGGCUGAACUAUACGUGGUAAACGCUGGAAACAAUGGGUGAAAUUGAGAGGAAAAUACUCCCAUUGAUAUAUAAAUGAAACCAAUUGCAAUUACUUCGUGGACAAAUAUGACUGUGUCAAACCACGCAAAAAUGACAACGUAUGUUGAAAAUCUUCAAUUGUCAGCUACAUUAAUAAUUUUUCGCGAUUUCAACUCCAUGAGUUACAGGACUUUUCGAGCAUUCUCGACUUACAUUUAGACUUAUAUAAACAGCUAUGUAAUCUGAAUUGAGAAUUCCUGGACGAGUACCGCAUCUUUUCCUUUUUGGUUGCACCGCGACAUUCCUAUCAGUAUACAACCAAUUACGAUCAAUUGUGUGCCUAUAAGUUAAGUCUAUAAUUAUUAGGUCCAUUGAUGGGGAGGAGGAAAAGAAUACGAAAGAAGCUAACAAGGGAGCAAUUUUUUAUAAUCCUCUUUAUUGGAUAAUUAGAAAUACGUCUCGUACAUUCGCAUCGUGCUAAUUUUCUAUAAUUUCCUGACCGACACGUCUGAUCAGGAGUGAAAUCGAUGGUCGGUCUUGUAUUCUUUAACAAAAAUCUGAGCGAAACUUGACGAGUAAAAAAUUACGCCGCGUUAGGAAAUUAACUCCGCUUGAAGUGGUAUAAUUGGUUAAUAUCUGAAACAUGUUUUUGUCGUAUGCAAAAAUUUUGAAUUUACACAAACGAUAGAAUAACUAAAUAACGCGUCAAAUGGAUAGCCAAUAACCUAUCGCACAGGUAACUAUAAUAGUCCCUUAAUCCUCACAUAUGGUAUAUCGCCUAUUUAUAAUUUUUGUCGACACUUGUUACGAUAGCGAUUGACGCAACGUGACACUGGAAAAUAUACUUAAUUAUUGUGUAGGAGUUUUCGCUUCGGUGGAUGCUGUACUCAGACUUUUUCAUUCAAUUCAAUGUAUACAGGUGUCACCAAUAUGUUUCAAUAAAUUAAUUAGUACUGAAGUAA
Messenger RNA from Neodiprion virginianus, 3561 nucleotides. RefSeq names its product organic cation transporter protein-like (gene Orct). The coding region runs from base 108 to 2165 and encodes 685 amino acids. Gene Ontology annotation, biological process: transmembrane transport. The record is from RefSeq and is a predicted model, not a curated record. Gene Ontology annotation, molecular function: transmembrane transporter activity. Lineage: Eukaryota; Metazoa; Arthropoda; Insecta; Hymenoptera; Diprionidae. Gene Ontology annotation, cellular component: membrane. The transcript has 9 exons.